This is a messenger RNA of Quercus lobata, 3099 nucleotides long. Its product is annotated as Alkaline-phosphatase-like family protein. Gene Ontology annotation, cellular component: endoplasmic reticulum membrane. Gene Ontology annotation, molecular function: mannose-ethanolamine phosphotransferase activity. NCBI's taxonomy places the organism in Eukaryota, Viridiplantae, Streptophyta, Magnoliopsida, Fagales, Fagaceae. Gene Ontology annotation, biological process: GPI anchor biosynthetic process. The transcript is spliced from 20 exons. The coding region runs from base 59 to 2920 and encodes 953 amino acids. The record is from RefSeq and is a predicted model, not a curated record.
AUUUGAAUCCAACUCCAAGUUAGUUAAAACGAGUUUGGAGUCAAGCAAGAAAAGCAAAAUGGAACGAUGGUGGCGGUGGCGGAGUGGAAGCGAGAAAUGGGUGCCAUGGCUGAUACUGCUUCUUCAUAUCGUCUCCAUUCUCAUUUUCACCAGAGGCUUCCUCCUCACCCGCACUGAGCUUCCCUUUUACAGCCAUUGCUCCGAUGCUUCCCAAUCACCUUGCUUCUCUUCUUCUUCUUCUUCAAAUUCUUCGCGUUGUUGGACCAAACCCGCCAUCGAUCGCCUCGUCAUCAUUGUCCUCGACGCACUCAGGUUUGACUUCGUUGCUCCGAGUACGUUUUUCGAAGAGUCGAAGCCAUGGAUGGACAAAUUGAAAGUGAUACAAAGACUGGCUUCGGAGCGAGGAUCAUCGGCUAGGAUUUUCAAAGCUAUUGCGGAUCCACCUACCACCAGUUUGCAGCGUUUGAAAGGCCUGACAACUGGUGGACUGCCCACUUUUAUUGAUGUUGGGAAUAGCUUUGGCGCUCCGGCAAUUGUUGAAGAUAACUUUAUACAUCAGUUGGUUCAAAAUGGAAAGCGAGUAGUGAUGAUGGGGGAUGAUACAUGGACACAGUUGUUCCCUGAUCAUUUCAAAAAAUCUUUUCCGUACCCAUCUUUUAAUGUUAAAGAUCUCCAUACGGUAGACAAUGGAUGCAUUGACCACCUACUUCCAACCUUGUAUGAAGAAGAUUGGGAUGUUCUUAUAGCGCAUUUUCUUGGUGUGGAUCAUGCGGGCCACAUAUUUGGUGUUGAUUCCACUCCAAUGAUAGAAAAAUUGGAGCAAUACAAUGCCAUUUUAGAGAAAGUAAUUGAAAUGUUGGAAAGCCAAUCUGGACCAGGUGGCAUACAUGAGAAUACGCUUCUUCUAGUGAUGGGUGACCAUGGACAAACCUUAAAUGGUGAUCAUGGUGGAGGGAGUCCUGAAGAGGUUGAAACAUCAAUGUUUGCCAUGAGUUUUAAGAAGCCUACUCUUUCUAUUCCGUAUGAGUUUCAUACUCCAACUUGUGAACAAGAUUUGGAUGGGAAGAAGUUCUGCAUCAGCUCUAUCCAACAGCUUGACUUUGCAGUAACAAUGACAGCACUGCUUGGUGUCCCCUUUCCUUAUGGAAGCAUUGGGCGUGUUAAUGCCGAUCUAUAUGGUUUAGUUGCUGAUACACUGAACUUGGAAGAUGCUCGUUUAGAAAAUUGCCAAAAUCAGUCAAAACUGGAACAAUGGAUGCAAAAUUACGUCAAUGUACUCUGUAUCAAUUCUUGGCAGGUGAAAAGGUAUGUUGAUGUUUAUUCAGCGUCAUCAGUCAUUGGAUUUUCCCAUGAAGACUUGUUGCAAAUAGCAGACAUAUAUGCUCAAGCAGAGGGGAAUUGGUCACAUACAAAGAAAUCACUGUUAGAGAAAAAUGAAUGCUGUGAUUCAUUACCUGCUCUUAAGAGGCAAAUUGAUUUAUAUUUUAAUUUCCUAACAAGUUUUGCAGAGCUAGCACGCUCCAAAUGGACUGAGUUUAAUCUAAAUAUGAUGGGUAUUGGUUUUGGCAUUAUGUUAAUAUCGCUCCUUAUCCAUUUUCUUGCUAUCAAGAGGGUGAACAAGCAGUAUGGUGCUUCUUUCACUUCACGUGGAGAUUCUGGGAUUUCCUUUGGCUUAAUUUGUGCUUGUUUUGUAGUAAUUAUACGUGCAAGCAGCUUCCUCUCAAAUAGUUAUAUUUUGGAAGAAGGAAAAGUAGCAAAUUUUCUUUUGGCUACAACUGGCUUUGUUAAGUUACGUUAUUCAAUCAUGAAGAAGAAGAUGCUAUUAGAAGCAGUUGUCUUCCUUCUUUUGAUCACCUUCUGCAGAUUUUCUAUUGAAGUUGGGCUAUCAAAGCAGGCUGCCACCUCACAAUUUCUGAAUGAAUCUACUUCAUUGAUGACCAGUAUUGCCUCAAGACUUCCUUCUUGGACAUUUAUAGCUGAGGUUGUGCCAUUGCUAGUGCUGAUUUUAUUGGCAUACUUGCUAUACAAGACCAUUUCUAGCAGAUCUUGUAAAGGGAUUUGGAAGUACGUGAUCAUGGGAACCAUUUUAAGUUAUUUGCUCAUAGCAGUGCAUUGGGCCUCAGAAAGUAGCAUAAGGAGUCUUGCUUUGGUUUCUAAUGUCAUUGGCAGAAAUUGCAUCCCUCAAAUAAUUUAUACAAUUGGGUUUGGGCAAUUAUUACUACUGGCAUUUGGUUGGCAGUUCAACAAAGAUAAAGUUUUAGAUGGCAAGGAAAACUUAGUUAUUAAGACAAUCGGGAUGCUCUCUGCUUGGAGUUCAAUAGUCAUUCUUCUAUCAGGACAACAAGGUCCCUUGGUUGCUUUAGCAUCAAUAAUUGGAGGUUAUUGCAUAGUGAGGUUGGAUAAUAUAGAACAGGAUGCCAAGGACAAAAUUCGUGAUGUUUCAGCUGUUGAUCCUCUGUCUGUAACACAAUGGAACCUUUUAGCUGUGUGUCUGUUUUUCUGCACUGGUCACUGGUGUGCUUUUGAUGGCCUUCGAUAUGGUGCUGCAUUUAUCGGGUUUGAUGAGUUUAUUCUUAUCCGCCAAGCAAUCCUUCUUACAAUUGACACAUUUGGUUUUUCGCACAUCCUCCCGAUAUUUGGACUGCCAUUUCUUGUCGCAUGCCAAUAUAUGUUGAGUCAGAAACGAUUCAUUUUAGUGCGGUUAUCUCAAGCGUAUAUGAUGUAUGGGCUCAUCACAGCUGCUACAGUUACAGUCACGAUGUUAUGUGUCACAAUUCACAGACGGCAUUUAAUGGUGUGGGGGUUGUUUGCUCCUAAGUUUGUUUUCGAUGUGGUGGGUCUUACCCUUGCGGAUGUCUUAAUUUGCUUGGCAUCACUUUUCUGUUUUGGUCAAGCGGAGGACGAUGUUCCAAAAUCCUAGUACUGAGAAGCGAGAAAUGAAAGUCAUAUUGCGAGCAACUCGGAACCUUCUUUUCAAGAUAUUUUGCUAACUGAUUUUUGAACGAUUCAUUUUGUAAGAUUAAGAUAGAAAUUACAUAGGUACAUUUGUAAGAACAUUUAGAAAUUCUAGAAAGAAAAAGAAAAGAAUGUUUUUUGUGA